GAGCCUACCCUUACCGACUAAACCGUGAUUCGUGUUGUGCCCUUCUCCGGAUCUUCUUCAUUAACUAGCUACGUACUACUACUCAAUCUCAUCUCAUCUCAUCUCAUCUCGCAUCCGCUCCAUCCCGCCCCGUGCCCGACAGCGCCGCUGCAGCAUCCGGCCAAGCCACAUUUUGCUGGGUCCGUAGUAUGCGAGCGCCGCCUGGUCACUGUCGGGAGAAAAGCGACCAGCGUGCAGUUUUUCAGGGUCCACGCCCACAAAGCAUGGAAAGGCUCAACAAGCUCGAUUUGCAUUCAUGGACCAACGAACCCGCCUGCGGAAGGCGUGCGAUGCCUGCAGCAUUCGGAAAGUAAAGUGUGACACCAGCGGACCACCCUGUCGGUCAUGCGCAAGCUUGGACAUCCCCUGCACGUAUGAGCGGCCAAGCCGUCGUCGGGGACCGCCAAACCGGCAUGCUGAAGCUUUCAAGAAGCGAAAACUCGCUGAAUCUCCCUCGGGUUCUCCAAGCCCAUCGGAUGCAACCUCGCCUAUUCCCCCAACCCCUGGGGGAGGCGGCAUCCCACCCUCACUUCCCUAUCCCGCAUCACUGGAAGCCAUUUGUUCGAUGCCCACCAUUCGGCUGCUGAUUGAUGACUAUUUCACCUAUAUUCACCCCUUAGUUCCGAUCCCUCAUGAGCCCACGUUCCGCGCCGCGCUGGAGCGGCGAGAGGAUCUUACCAAUCGCACCUUUCUGGCCCUCGCGGCCGCCAUGAUCGGGACGUCGGUCGCGUCUUUCCCUCGGAGGCCGAAGCGUCAUCUGACGACAGAUGCCGAGAAGGCGGCGUUCCCGCACUCUAUGGCACUGGUUAAACGGUGCCACGAGGUAGCCGUUCAGGCUCGAGGUACCGGAUACCUCGAUCGGACCGCGACCGUGUAUGAUGCCGCUCUCAGCUACCUUCUCGGCCUCUGCUCCUGCUACGCUUGGCAUAUUCGGCGAUGCCGUGUAUAUUUUGCCGAAUGCCUCACCAUGCUCCAUGUGUAUGACCUUUACCGCCACUCGAAUCGGCUAUCCUAUGUCACCAUCUCCAGUCCCCAGUCUGCCUCGUCGCGUCUUUCUCAGGAACCCAACGGUAGCUCCGGAGAAGCCCAAGUCAACAUUAUCGAGCGGGAACUGGGACGGCGGUUGUUUUACGUCGUCCUUGUCGGUUAUCGCACGAUGCAGCAGUUGGGCGGAGGCGACACCAUCAUUCAUGUCCCCCCUGAAACCCCGACAGAACGCUAUCCUCCUCUCCCGCUUGAAGUCGACGACGAGUUUAUCUAUGCCACACACUUCGAUCCCCAGCCGUCCAAUCGCGUGUCGCGCUUGGUGGGGUUUAUUGCCAACAUCCGCGUGAUGAGCUCCUACAAUCAGCUCUCGGCUUGGGAGACGGCCUUUGGUAGCGGCCAGAUUCUGGAAUGGGAGCGGCAACGCUCUCUUCUGUGUCAGUGCCUGCAGAAUGCCAAGAUGGCCUUCAAUGAGCUUCCACGGGAGCUGGUGAUAGGGGGAAUCCAUAGCCCAGCAUCCACCAAUGGACAAGAUAGCCCUAGCCCACUGUCCAGCACGAAUGACUCGCGAUCUUAUAAAUGUCACAUACAGUAUGAGAUCCAGAAGGCGAACAUAUAUGCCAGUCAGCUUGCUGUACGGUCUUAUCUGGUGGAGAAAUACUGGUCCUUGUACGGCGCUGUGAAGAUGCACCAAAAGCCGACCGAGCAGCAUCCUUCUGGCAGUCCUUCGGUGGCUGUUAAGACUGAAGGGGGCCAACCCCAUACCCAGGCGGCCAUGGACGCGGAUGCCCAGUCCGACUACAUCGGAAGGACUAUGGCUGAAGAAAGACGACUCGUGAUUCGGGACUUGUUCGCAUUACUGCAAUCGGUCAACGAGGUUAAUAUGGAGCCUAACGGCGCGAGCUUUACGGCGAAAGUGCGCCAGGUUGCGUCAACCCUCCUGAAUUUUUCGAAUCCGAAUGCCACCUCCACGAUAAGCGGACCACAACCCCUCACCAGCGCCGAAGUCGAGUCAUACCUCCGCGCCUUUAUUGACACACUCAUGCGCCUCGAAGGCUUUGGGUCGACCGAUUCGAGCAAGGCUCGACAACAACCAGACGUUUCCGGACGGUCCAUGAGUUAUCUAAGCGACCACGACCGGGACGAAGAGGAGCUGCGGCAGUGGGCCGGCAUCAAGGAAUAUCAGGCCAAAUUCGCCGAAGAAGGGGGGAUGGCUUUUCAAUUAUAGAGUUUUCUUGCGUUGUUUGUCCUUGACUAGCACUGUUUGGUGAUUGAUUGAGAUGUUUUUCGUUUUUAGCAUGUUGUGUCCAGCGGAGU
Molecule: messenger RNA, 2340 nt
Organism: Aspergillus aculeatinus CBS 121060
Lineage: Eukaryota; Fungi; Ascomycota; Eurotiomycetes; Eurotiales; Aspergillaceae
Exons: 3
Coding region: 296-2251 (651 amino acids)
Biological process (GO): DNA-templated transcription; positive regulation of transcription by RNA polymerase II
Cellular component (GO): nucleus
Molecular function (GO): DNA-binding transcription factor activity, RNA polymerase II-specific; sequence-specific DNA binding; zinc ion binding
Source: RefSeq, a predicted model, not a curated record